Messenger RNA from Arabidopsis lyrata subsp. lyrata, 2076 nucleotides. RefSeq names its product 3-ketoacyl-CoA synthase 12. Gene Ontology annotation, biological process: fatty acid biosynthetic process. NCBI's taxonomy places the organism in Eukaryota, Viridiplantae, Streptophyta, Magnoliopsida, Brassicales, Brassicaceae. Bases 258 to 1688 code for a protein of 476 amino acids. Gene Ontology annotation, cellular component: membrane. Gene Ontology annotation, molecular function: acyltransferase activity, transferring groups other than amino-acyl groups. The transcript has a single exon. The record is from RefSeq and is a predicted model, not a curated record.
UUCUUACCUUCAACGAAAAUUUAUUAAAAUUCUCUUUCUUCUAAUAUACUAUAAUACAACUCAAUGGUGAUGUGUAGAACCCACUGGGAAAAUCAGAGCUGGCGUUUCCUCAUCCAUUCUCAUAUAUUCUCUUAUAAAAUCCCCUUUACAAUCUCCACUUCAUUUUCAUGCAUCUUACACACUUCAUCAUCUCUUCUUAAGCCCAAAACAAACAAACAAAUAUACCAAAACAAAGAAGAAGAAAAAAAGGAAUAGUUAUGGAUCUUCUCUUUCUCUUUUUCUCUCUUCUCCUCUCUUACCUCUUUUUCAAGAUCUGGAAACUCAUAGACUCAAAGAAAGAUAAAGAUUGCUACAUUUUAGACUACCAAUGUCAUAAACCUUCUGAUGAUCGAAUGGUGAGUACUCAAUUCAGCGGAGAGAUCAUUUAUCGAAACCAAAACCUUGGCUUAACCGAAUACAAGUUCCUUCUCAAAGCAAUAGUAAGCUCAGGGAUUGGAGAACAAACCUACGCUCCAAGACUUGUCUUUGAAGGUCGAGAAGAGCGUGCUUCGUUACAAGACGGGAUCUCGGAGAUGGAAGAGUUCUACGUAGACAGCAUCGGAAAACUCCUGGAGAGAAAUCAAAUUUCUCCUAAAGACAUAGACAUCCUCGUAGUCAAUGUCUCCAUGCUCUCUUCAACACCUUCUUUAGCUUCAAGAAUCAUAAACCAUUACAAGAUGAGAGACGACGUUAAAGUCUUCAACUUAACCGGGAUGGGAUGCAGCGCGAGUCUAAUCUCCGUAGACAUUGUCAAGAACAUCUUUAAGAGCUAUGCAAACAAGUUAGCUCUUGUUGCUACCUCCGAGUCUUUGAGCCCUAAUUGGUAUAGCGGAAACAACCGGUCAAUGAUCUUAGCCAACUGUUUGUUCCGGUCCGGUGGAUGUGCUAUUCUCUUAACUAACAAACGUAGCUUGAAGAAGAAUGCAAUGUUUAAGCUCAAGUGUAUGGUACGGACUCACCAUGGAGCUAGAGAGGAGUCUUAUAAUUGUUGUAUCCAAGCCGAAGACGAACAAGGCCGUGUCGGGUUUUACUUAGGGAAGAAUCUACCAAAAGCCGCCACUCGUGCUUUUGUAGACAACCUCAAGGUUAUAACACCCAAGAUUCUUCCUAUAACCGAGCUUUUAAGGUUCAUGUUAAAGCUUCUCAUCAAGAAAAUCAAGAUUCGUCAAAACCCUAGCAAGGGUUCCACGAAUCUUCCACCGGGGACUCCUUUAAAGGCAGGAAUCAACUUUAAGACCGGGAUCGAACAUUUUUGCAUUCAUACCGGAGGAAAAGCUGUGAUUGAUGGGAUUGGACAUAGCUUGGAUUUAAACGAGUAUGAUAUUGAACCGGCGAGGAUGACUCUUCACCGGUUUGGGAAUACUUCAGCGAGUAGUUUGUGGUAUGUGUUGGCUUACAUGGAGGCCAAGAAGAGAUUGAAGAGAGGAGAUAGAGUGUUUAUGAUAAGCUUUGGAGCUGGUUUUAAGUGUAAUAGCUGCGUUUGGGAAGUUGUGAGAGAUCUUACUGUUGGUGAAUCAAAAGGAAAUGUGUGGAAUCAUUGCAUUGGUGAUUAUCCACCAAAAUCGAUUUUGAAUCCUUAUUUGGAGAAGUUUGGUUGGAUUCAAGAUGAAGAUCCUGACACUUUCAAGGUCCCUGACGCUUUCAUGUAAAACGUUUUGGCACAAAAACGCAAACGCAAAAACAACACAAGGUGACAAUAUUUUCUCUUCCUUAAUUUUCUUCGUUUUUUUUUCUUUUUUCCCUUAGUUAAAAAUUUACGUUUUUUUUUAUAAAUGGAUUGGAAAGGAGAUAUGAUCAAUGUAAAAGAAACUUUAAUUAGUUUUUGUUUUAUAUGAUUUUUUUUGGGUGUUAUAAUUUGUUAAUUACAUACUUUGAAAUAAGGGUUUAGGGGCAUGCACUUCCAAUACGAUGAGGGUUUACUAAUUUGUCAUCCUAUUGGAAUGCUGCCUUCCUUUUUCUUAUGUUAAAUGUUGUAUCAUUUUAAUAUUUUUUGUAAUGUUUAUUUUUCACUUUUUUUGUACAAUCGUUUCGCAUUUA